Candidula unifasciata is the source of this 1433-nucleotide messenger RNA. The record is from the annotation of a GenBank genome assembly. Lineage: Eukaryota; Metazoa; Mollusca; Gastropoda; Stylommatophora; Geomitridae.
UCACAGAGCGGGGAGAUGUUGUCUUCGGGCCAACUAAUGGAAAAGUGUCUACAUAUGGCUAUGAGUUUUGCAGCAGCGAUGACACGGUGACAGAGGGUCAUGUUGUGGUAGGGUCGUGGUCGCCCUACAGCGGGAUCAGGUCGCAGGAAAGGGUGUUUAACAACGCUUUCAAGGACUUUGGAGGCAGAAAGCUGUUAGUUGGCAGUAUAGAGGCAGCACCGUUUGUGAUUAAAAGAAAGACGGAAAAUAGAACUGAAUUUGAGGGAUUCUGCAUUAACAUUUUACGGGAACUCGCCAACAAACUCAAUUUCACGUAUGAAAUUAUCGAAGCACCUGACAAAAUGGCUGGAGCUAAAGAUGGCAAUGGGUCUUGGACCGGUGUUGUAGGGAUGGUACUGAGAGGUGAGGUUGAGUUUGGUAUCGGUCCGCUGUCUAUCACAACACAGAGAGAAGACGUCAUAGAUUUCACGAUACCCUAUACAGAAGAUGGAGUCGGCAUCCUGACCAAGAGAAAUAAACAGGAUUCGCAGGCCAUGUUUCGUCUCUUCACGCCCUUACAGCCUGUUGUGUGGGUUUGUCUUGGAGGGUCAAUCAUCGGUGUUUCUUUAAUCCUCUACGUAAUCAACCGGCAAAGUCCUUUUACAAGACGGGAAGGUCUGUCCUUCUUCAGCUGUUUCUGGGCGAUACUUGGCUCCACACUUAAUCAAGGAUCUGAAAUGCAACCGAAGUCGAAUUCUGGCAGACUUGUGCUUGGAUCCUGGUGGGUUUUCACCAUAGUGUUCGUAUCAACAUACACUGCCAACAUGGCCGCCGUUCUAACGGUCACUAUUUAUGAUAAGCCAAUCAACAGUCUUGCCGAACUAGCCAGCCAGUCAGAAGUGAAACCGGUGGUCAGAAGCGGAACAAAUAUGUAUGCUCUUUUUAAGGAUGCGACAAACAAUAUAUACAAAAACAUAUGGUCUAUGAUGGACACUAUGCCAAACAUUACAAGCAGUGAGGAGGCCUUAGCUUUGGUGCGCACAAAAAACUUUGCUUAUAUUUCAGACAGGUCACAACUUGAGUAUAUCCAACAGAAAAACUGUGAAAGUUACAUGUUGGCAGACGACAUUUUCAAUACUGGCGGCAUGGGAUUCGUUGUACCAGAAAAUGCUGCCUUUCUCACAUCAAUGGACCUCAUAAUCAUGAAACUCCAGGAAUCAGGGAUCAUUGAUGGCUGGAGAAGGCAAUGGUGGAAAGGUGAAGGAGGCCUCUGUAAUACCAAUGAUCGAGUGAACUCAGCCAAUCAGCUGGACCUCAGUUACUUGGCUGGCUGUUUCUUUGUAUUCCUCGGUGCCAUGGCUCUUAGUGUCCUCCUGGUAUUUAUAGAAAGACUUUUGGUUACAAACUGUUGCAAACGGUUAUUUCAGCAUAAUCUCCUCUCGAACACAGGAUGA